This is a messenger RNA of Chenopodium quinoa (quinoa), 885 nucleotides long. RefSeq lists its product as uncharacterized. Gene Ontology annotation, molecular function: nucleic acid binding. The transcript has a single exon. Bases 1 to 885 code for a protein of 294 amino acids. The record is from RefSeq and is a predicted model, not a curated record. Lineage: Eukaryota; Viridiplantae; Streptophyta; Magnoliopsida; Caryophyllales; Amaranthaceae.
AUGGCAGAGUUGUGGUUCGAUGAAGAAGAAGAGAUGCAGGAUGCAGGCAUUUGGGAGUAUGAUUCAGAAGAUGAAAGCAUGGAUGGUCACCAAGAAGAACAACAACAGCAACAACACAUAGACACUGAGGUUGCUUCCUCACAAAUGCAACAACAGGCUCAUGAAGGGACUCAUAGUGUAUGCAGAAAGCAACUAACAUUGCAGAAAAGAAGGAAAAUUGUAGAUGCACUUUUGGUGAAAAUGAACAAUGGGACAUUACCAAGGGGUCACAUGAAGCAGUUAUCAUCUGAAUUCAAUGUUCACAAAUCAACAAUAACAAGAAUGUUCACAGAAAUAAAAAGGCAGCUGGCAAUAGGGGACUUGAUUGAUGUCAGGACUAAAAUUGGCAGAACAGGGAGAAAGCCAUUGCAAAUUUCUGAUGAAAUUCUCCAGUCAGUCCCAUUACAUUUAAGGCAGACAGAAAGGAGCUAUGCAGGAGCACUGAAGAUCAGUCACAGUACAGUUCACAAUUUGAAGAAGAGAGGAAGGCUAAGAACACACACAAGCUGCAACAAACCAUUACUGUCAUCAGACCAUAAGGUAGCCAGACUAAGAUGGAUUUUGUCACACAUAAAUCCAAUUACAGGAAAUGAGGACCCCACAUUUGUUGACAUGAGGAAUGUCAUACACUGUGAUGAGAAGUGGUUCUACUUGAACCCUGAUAAAAGGAGGUUUUAUCUACUACCAAGUGAAGAGGAUCCUUACAUGGCAGUUCGGUCAAGAAGAUUUAAGCUCAAGGCCAUGUUCAUGGCAAUUAUAGGGAAGCCAUUAUAUGGCAUAAAUGGAGAAAUGUUACAUGAUGGGAAGUAUGGCAUCUUCCCAUUCACUGUGCAGCAAGUAGCAUAA